Cyprinodon tularosa is the source of this 2385-nucleotide messenger RNA. RefSeq lists its product as uncharacterized. The transcript has 3 exons. Lineage: Eukaryota; Metazoa; Chordata; Actinopteri; Cyprinodontiformes; Cyprinodontidae. The coding region runs from base 79 to 2385 and encodes 768 amino acids. Gene Ontology annotation, molecular function: GTP binding. The record is from RefSeq and is a predicted model, not a curated record.
UACUAGCUUGCUGUUAAAUUAUAUGAGACCAACACAGUGAAAGCAAACAUCACUUCCACUCAUGUCCUGCUGGACUUUAUGAUCCAGAAGAUGAAGGAGAGAGGAGACCAAGCAAAGGUGAAGAAACUGGAGGAGAUGAACAAUAAGAUGGAUGACAGAACCAGAGCAGCGCUGAUGGAGAGGAUGAAAAGAAUCACAUCAGUUUUUGACAACUUGAUCUCAGACAGUUUUGAGAUCAGAUCAGAGCUCCCUGCCGUCUACCAGCUGAGAACAAAGAAGGAGAAGUUUGGGACUCUGACCAGAGUCAUUUAUGGUCAGAAAGAUGUGAAGAAGCCAAACAGAACCAUCUUACUUGUUGAUGAAACAGGAACAGGAAAGUCUACUCUGAUCAACGCUCUGGUCAACUACACCAUGGGGGUGAAGUUUAAGGAUGAAGUCUGGUUUCAGAUUGUAGAAGAAGAGAAGAGAAGUCAGACAGAGAGCCAAACCUCAGAUGUGAUGGUCUAUCAGAUCUUUGGGUUUGAAGAUCAAACUCUGCCGUUCUCUCUGACAAUCAUCGAUACUCCUGGGUUUGGAGACACCAGAGGGCUAGAACGUGAUGAAAAUGUUAGUCAGAGAUUGUUAGACUUGUUUCGAUCAGAGGAUGGAGUUCAGGAGAUUCAUGCAGUUGGUCUGGUGAUAAAGGCAGCUGAGAACCGACUGAGUGACCGUCUGAUGUACAUCUUUAAUUCAGUGAUGGAUUUGUUUGGAAAAGACGUGGAGAAAAAUAUUGUAGCUCUGAUCACUCACUCAGAUGGAACAACACCUAGAAAUGCUCUAAAAGCUCUUGAAGAUUCAGAUAUUAAAUGUGCCAAAGAUGUAAACAAUCAGCCUGUUUACUUUCUGUUUAACAAUCUACAGAAGACAGAAAGGGACACAGAAAAGAAAACUGGUGCUUUGAAGCAUUCCUGGGAUUUUACUAACAAACAAAUACAAAACUUCACCGCCUACUUAGACACAUCCCAACCUCAGAAACUAGCAACAACUGUGAAGGUUCUGAAUGAGAGGAUCAGACUGACCGCCUGCAUCCAGAACCUGCAGGAGAGAGUGAAGCUGAGUGAACAGAAACAGGAAGGGAUUAAACAAAUCCAAGAAGCUCUCAAGAACAAUGAAAACGAGAUUAAGAAAAAUGAGAACUUUACUAUAGAGGUUGAUGUGACCUAUAAAGUCAGAGAACGAAUUAGUGAUGAGACGUGGUGGACGUGGUCUUUAUAUAACGCACCCGUCUGUUGCGAGCGAUGUGAGGAGAACUGCCACUACCCUGGAUGUACGAUGGCUUUGUAUGCUGGGCAAUGUGAGGUCAUGAAAAAUGGUCGCUGCACAGUUUGUACCGGAAAAUGUCCUGCAUCAGAUCAUGUGAAAGAGAAGUGGAAGUACGUGAACAAAACCAAGAAAGUUGAGAAGACUGUGGGAGCACUGAAGGAAAAGUAUGAGAAGAAUAAAGCUGAAUGUGAGAACAAGCGAAGCCUUUUGGAAAAUCUUGAAGAAGAAUAUAGGAAGCUGUCUGAAGAAAGAUCAAUGUAUCUGGAUGAAGCAUAUCAACAUGUCGUCAAACUGGAGCAGAUCGCCCUCAAUGUUGUAUCACAUUCCACUUUGGUCCACCUGGACUUUCUGAUUGAGAAGCUGGAGGAGAAAGGAGACACCCAGAAGGUUGAGAGACUGAGGAAGAUGAAAAUUGCCAUGGAUAAGAAGAAAACAAACUCUCUGGUCAGCUCUGGACCUCCUGCUGUCCAUCGGCUGAAAACGAGAACCAGCAGAUUUGAAGCUUGGACCAGAGUCACUAUUGGGGAGAAAAGGUGGAACAAACCCAAUAAGACCAUCCUUUUAGUAGGUGAGGCAGGAAAAGGAAACCCUUCUCUGAUCAACGCUCUACUGAACUUUAGCAUGGGAGUGGGAUUUGGGGAUGAAGUCUGGUUCCAGAUUGUAGAGGAGGAGGAAGAGCAAAGUCAGUCAGAGAGUCAGAACUCAGAUGUGGUCGUCUAUCAGAUCUUUGGGUUUGAAGAUCAAACUCUGCCGUUCUCUCUGACCAUCAUCGAUACUCCUGGAUAUGGAGACGACAGAGGGAUCCUACAUGAUGAUGAAGUCAGUCAGACGUUACUAAGCUUGUUUCAGUCAGAGGAUGGAGUUCCUGACCUUCAUGCAGUGGGUCUGGUGAUGAAGGUGACUGAUCAUCUAGUCAGUGAUCGACUGCAGUACAUCUUUAAUUCAGUGGUUUCUCUGUUUGGACCAGAAAACACCGUAGCUCUGAUCACACACUCUGAUGGAAUGCCUCCACACGAGGUCCUUAAAGCUCUAGAGAAGGCAAACAUUGAAUGUUCGAAGGAUAACAGUGGUGAGCCAAGUUAA